Hypomesus transpacificus is the source of this 4299-nucleotide messenger RNA. RefSeq lists its product as uncharacterized. Gene Ontology annotation, biological process: DNA integration. The record is from RefSeq and is a predicted model, not a curated record. Lineage: Eukaryota; Metazoa; Chordata; Actinopteri; Osmeriformes; Osmeridae. The transcript has a single exon. Gene Ontology annotation, molecular function: nucleic acid binding.
AUGGCCCAACCGUCGGGUGGGGAAUCCUCGGGUUCUAGCUUCCCAAUAGCACCUCAACUAAUUGGUAAAUGUCCCGUGGUGGAGGUUCGUGUGGGUGAAGUGCCGAUAGCCUGCCUACUAGACACUGGAUCGAUGGUGACUACAGUCACUAAAACAUUUUUUGAGCAGCAGUUGCAGCCCCAGUUUCAACUUCAGGCCUGCCAUUGGCUUAAGCUUAAGGCUGCCAAUGGCUUAGAUAUCCCGUAUCUGGGAUACCUGGAAACCACCAUAAGUAUUUUUGGAAAGACAUUACCUAACAUGGGCAUCCUAGUUCUUAAAGAUUCCACCGACCCAGCCAUGCAGUCACGACGGGAGCGAGUCCCCGGCCUCCUCGGCAUGAACAUCAUUGGUGAAUGCUAUCGUGAAUUGUUUUUGGAGCACGGCCACGCAUUGUUCCAGUCCCCCUCUAUCCAACAGGCAGGGAAAGCAUGGCAGCAGGCUCUUACUGUGUGUCAACGUCUGGAACAGACUUUGGAAACGGGUCGGGUGGGCUUGGCUAGAGUUCAGAAAGGUCCUGCGGUACGAAUCCCUGCGAGUUCAAUGAGAUUUGUCCCUGCAACUUGCCAUCAGCAAUUAGGGUACAUUCUUCCCUCCUGUUUUUUAGAGCCCCUAUCAUUUGUAGAAGGCCAGUUGCCUAGUGACCUCCUUGUCGCAGCUGCACGACUGUCUGUCACCAGCGGGAUGGUCAGGAUACCAGUCAUUAAUGUGGGCAAUCAGGACCGAUGGCUUCAGCCAAAGACGGUGCUUGGAGAGUUGCAUGUUGUCCAGUCUCCUGAUUCGACCUGCCCCAUUCAGUUUCAAGUCCAGGAGGAUGAACAUGAGCAAAUAGCCGUAGUACAAUCGGUGCAAGCUGACAGGGACCCCGGUGUCGACUUUUCCCAACUUACUUGGUCCACCCUACCCCCAAAACAACAGGAAGAUGCUCGGAACCUGUUGGAGAAAUACCGGAGUGCCUUCAGCUCCAGUGAGGGGGAUUUGGGGUGCACUGACUUGCUCCAACAUACCAUACCUCUGCUGGAUGACAUACCAGUCCGCCAAAGGUAUCGGCGUCUCCCGCCAACCCAAUACGAUCUGGUGAAAUCUCAUAUUCAAGAGUUGGUUGCACAUGGUAUUGCCAGCCCCAGUUGUAGCCCUUAUGCCUCUCCCACAGUUGUGGUCCGAAAGAAAGAUGGCUCAAUUCGCCUAUGUGUAGACCAUCGGCAGCUCAAUGCAAAAACCCGCAAAGAUGCCUUUUCCUUGCCAAGAAUAGAAGAGACUUUGGACUCCCUCGGUGGUGCUAAGUUGUUCAGCACUUUAGAUCUAGCUAGUGGCUACAACCAGGUGUCAAUGGCCCCCAAGGACCGACAUAAGACUGCUUUCUGUACGCCUUUUGGGCUUUUUGAAUUUAAUAGGAUGCCUUUUGGCUUAUGCAACGCCCCAAGUACCUUUCAGCAUCUCAUGGACUGAAUCUUUGGUGACCAGAGCCUUCACACCCUUCUACUGUAUUUGGAUGAUAUUGUAAUUUUUUCAAAUACGUUCCAGCAACAUCUGGAGCGGUUGGAAAUGGUGCUGAGUCGUCUCCAGGAGAACAAUCUCAAAUUAAAAUUGAAGAAAUGCAAGUUCUUUCAGGUCAAGGUGGGCUACUUGGGCCAUGUAAUCUCUGCAGCUGGUGUGGCAACAGAUCCAGAGAAGAUCCGUGUGGUGAAGGAAUGGGGCAGACCUACCACUGUCAAACAGCUCCGCUCUUUUCUUGGAUUUGCGUCCUAUUAUAGACGUUUCGUGGAUGGAUUUGCUGGCCUGGCGGCCCCGUUACACAAAUUGGUCGGAGCACUGCAGGGUACUCGCAAACGGCCCCCUCCUACAGCCCAUGGCCCUCUGGAACGACACUGGGAUGAGGCCUGUGAAAGCUCCUUUUGUGCCUUGAAACAACGGCUCGUCCAAGCCCCAGUCCUCAGGUAUGCAGAUUUCAAUCGACCCUUCAUUUUAGAAACUGAUGCAAGCCAUGCAGGGCUGGGAGCUGUUUUGUCACAGGAGGAGGAUGGGCUACGACGACCAAUUGCCUUUGCUAGUCGGGGCUUACGACCAAGUGAAAGGAACAUGUCAAAUUACAGUGCUAUGAAACUCGAGCUUCUUGCAAUAAAGUGGGCAAUCACAGAAAAGUUUCGGGAGUACCUUCUCGGCAGCAAAUUCACAGUGUACACUGAUAACAAUCCCCUCCGGUACUUGCAGUCAGCAAAAUUAGGUGCGGUCGAACAGCGCUGGGUCUCUCAGCUUGCCCUCUUUGACUACAACAUUGUAUACCGGCCGGGAGUGGCUAAUCGUAAUGCAGAUGCCCUCUCAAGGCUCCCAGUAAGCCCCACAAACACCCAUCACUCCGUAUCCCAGGGGCUAGACAUCCCCCUGCCAAUUGUCAUGGCCAGCAUACAAGCCCAGAGGGCACCUGAGAAAGCUCUUUGGCUGGCAGAAUCCUGUACAGUAGACGCCAUUCCCAUUCGGACCAAAGCAGACCUUAGAGCCUUGCAAGGAGCAGAUCCCGGUAUCUCCCGGUUACUGUGGUUUUGGCGCAGGGGCCGACCACCUACACGUCAAGAAAGGAAAAGGGAACUCAAGGAGGCAAAUCAAUUGAUAAACCAGUGGUCACGGAUACAGGAGGUAGAAGGGGUCCUGUACAGAGCAAUCCAGGCCCCUCCAUCAAGGGACCCAGUGCUGCAGCUGAUAUUGCCAAAGACGCUACAGGCUGAAGUCCUUACUAGCUUGCACAACAAUCAUGGCCAUCAGGGGGUUGAUAGGACUACAGACUUAAUACGCCAGAGGUGUUAUUGGCCCCAGAUGUGGCAAGACAUUCGACAGUGGUGCACAGCGUGUGAGCGCUGUACAGUUGCUAAGGCAUCACAGCCCAAAGCCAGGACAUUUAUGGGAAAUCUAUUAGCAACCAAGCCAUUGGAGAUAAUCGCCAUAGACUUCACUGUCUUAGAUCGAACUAGCACAGGACAGGAGAAUGUUCUUGUGGUAACAGAUGUAUUCUCCAAGUUUACCCAGGCCUACCCCACCCCUGAUCAAAAAGCUGCCACCGUAGCAAAGAUCUUGACUGAGAGAUGGUUCUAUGUGUAUGGGGUGCCGAGGAGAAUUCAUUCUGACCAGGGGCGCAGCUUUGAGGGGGAGUUGUUGAAGCGUUUGUGUGAGAUCUAUGGUAUAACAAAGAGUAGGACCACUUCCUACCAUCCAGAAGGAAACGGUCAAUGCGAACGUUUCAAUCGGACACUGCAUGACUUGCUCCGAACACUACCACCCGAGAAGAAGCGGAAAUGGCCUCAGUUGCUCCCUCAGCUCCUGUUUGCCUACAAUACAACUGUGCAUCACUCAACACAACACUCCCCUUAUGAGUUGAUGUUUGGUCAGAAGCCACAGUUACCAGUGGACCAUUUGCUGGGGAAUAUUGAAGAUGAAGGAGAUAGCCCACCGACAGAUUGGGUGGCACAGCACCAAGAGUACCUUACAUCUGUCUACACGAGUGCAAGGAAACAUCUGGAAGAAGCGGCGGCAUAUCGAAGGCGAGGUGACCCUGACUCGGUGCCUAUAUUGCAAUCUGGCACGUUAGUUUAUUGCAAGAACCACUUUCAUGGCCGCCAUAAAAUCCAGGACAUUUGGGGGUCGGCACAGUAUGAGGUUGUUGAAUGCAUGGAUGGGAUUGGCACUCUUUAUAAGAUCAAGCCCCAGGGGAAGGAGGGCCCCAACAGGACCAUACAUCGCACCGAGCUCAAACAGGUGCCUACAGGCCAACACUCAGCCAGCUGCCCCGCACCAGUAGUCCAGGAGCUCCAUGAGGACGACCAAAGGAGGCAAGGCCAAGACGACCCUGAUGCUGGAGGCCAACUCAGGGUAGCUAUAGUCAACACCAGGAGGAAUGCUCAGGGCCCUGCAGAGCUGAAUCCCCCAGGCCCUGCACUUGACCCACAGACCUCUGCUCGCUCAGAAAAGGCUCUGGGCACCCACCCCCUCACAAACAAUACGGAACCCACAGGCACAACACCAGUGAGUACUACCCCUAUUACAGGACCAGGGCUGGCCCAGAGUAUACCAGGUGCUGACACCCCCACAGUACAGCCCCCUGGUGAGUUGGAUCUGGGUUUUGACCCUAUUCUAUUCCCCAGACGUACCACCCGCAGCACAGCUGGACAACACCCAAAUCCCUUCCGCCUGCCACAGGCUGUCACCCAAGCACUAUCCGUCAAUGUGGUCGAAGCGAACAUGACCCUCACUCCCUUUAGGCCUUGGCAAUAG